CGAAAUUAACUAUGUGGGAGCUGGAGAGCACCAAGUGUCCAGAGAGCACAGUGUCCUGAGACAAUGUGGAGAAUGCAAAACUGCCGGCAGAUCCUCUUUGAGCACAAGGGGCUGCCAGCGAGAGUAAUGAGUCUAAUUCAAUUUGAAUUUAACAUCAAUACCCUUUAACUAACUCUUAACAACACUGAAUGGCACUGAAUGACUGUUUGUUUGAGCCGACAGCCCGGUAAUUUCAGAGGGUGCUGCCAAGUUCUUGGGUGGUGAGAAAAGUCAAUCUUUUUGGUAAUGCCUUUCAGGGAGGAGAAAGUGAAGGGACUCAUCAGCAUCAGACGCCUGGCUAUCUCCCACUCAGAAGUCCUUCUUUCUACACUUCAUGAUGUUUCCUUGGUAGUUAUCAAAGAGGUGAACAAUCUCCGCUCAAAGGUGUGUUGCUGUGCAAUCAACACUCUUGGAGUGCUCUUCGGGACCAUGAAGAAGGACAUGGACCACGAAGUGGAUGAGAUUGCUCGGGUCUUGCUGCGGAAGAUGGGGGACUCCAGCGACUUCAUUCAGACAGCAGCCAAUCAGUCCCUGGGGCUCAUGGUGGGGAGUGUGACUCCUGCACGAGCAAUGGCUGCUCUCAUGGCCAGUGGAGUCCAACACCGCAAUGUCCUGGUGCGCAAGACUGCGGCCGAACACCUACUGACUGCGAUGGAGCGAAUUGGAGCCAAGAAGCUCCUUUCAGGCAUACCUACCAGUACUGAGGUGCUGGUGUGCAUGCUGGUGAAUCUUGCUCUGGACUGUCAUCAGGACACAAGCUUCUUUUCAGUCCAUAUUAACAAUCGAGAUGAAGAAGCAGCAGAGGUUCUUGAAUGAGGAUGCGGAUGGCGAUGGGAGGAAACCAAAUGCCAUCCCUCCCCUGGAUGACUGGGCCAGUGAGGCUGAUGUGCAAGACUUCAGCACUGGGCAAGGAGGUGACCACCCCCACCUUUCUCACCAAGCCUUGACCCAGGACCCCCAAGAGAGGGAGGCAAGCAGCGCUGACUCGGGUACCAUCCAGAUCAAAGACAAGCUGAAGAUGAAGAGGAUGUCUGAGGGCCUGUCAGCCUCAUACAGAGGUAAGGCGGGAACCUGCCUGCUCACCUGUGGGAAGAGGGGUCUUUUCCCAGCCUAGAAAGCUAGUGCACAUUCCCAGGGAACAGUUGUUCCCUGCAUGUGCCCCCUGCAAUAACCUUCCCUGUUGCUGUAGGGGUGUACAACUGUGAGGCAGGGAGAGGAGCUGGAGGGUGAAUGUGCAGGUGAAUAAUUCUGGGUAUGCACAGGUCCGUGGGCUCUCUGUUAUUCGACAGGAGUCCAGAGGACCAGGGUGCUCCUCUGGUGGCUCUGUGGGAGUGCGUAAGUGUUGUCCACUGGCCUGCUUCAAGUGGCUGAGCAGAGAGCAAAGGAUAUAAAGUAAGGAAACCAAGCCAAGCAUGUGUAGUGGAUCUUCAGUUUAUUUCCAGUAGGCAGAGCUCUGAGAUCUUUUUCUGCAGUGUGAGCCCAGGGAAGCAGCUGAGCCAAGGAAGUGCUCAGCUGAGCUGCAGGGUGGGAGCUC
Molecule: messenger RNA, 1573 nt
Organism: Columba livia (rock pigeon)
Lineage: Eukaryota; Metazoa; Chordata; Aves; Columbiformes; Columbidae
Product: TOG array regulator of axonemal microtubules protein 2-like
Exons: 4
Coding region: 286-855 (189 amino acids)
Biological process (GO): microtubule cytoskeleton organization
Cellular component (GO): cilium; cytoplasmic microtubule
Molecular function (GO): microtubule binding
Source: RefSeq, a predicted model, not a curated record